UACCCUCUUCAUACUGCUGGCUGUCAUCUCGGUGCUCAAAAGACAAAAUGGAAAUGAAGUAUGGACAGAGGACAGAAAGAAGAUCAAGAUAAGUCACAAGUUUCGAUUACAAAGCUGAUCAGUUUUUGGUUUCUUAGACUAAAUGAACAAGUAAUGUGUUUCCGAUCUCAAGGGAGAUAUGCAAACAAUCCGAUGCUCAGAAACAGCAUCCUGCACUGUUAUUUCACCGCUUUCUAAACAAUGACUGAACCCAGGGGUCAGAUGAAGAGUUCAAAUGGGGCAAGCAGCAUUGUAAUGGACCUACAGUCUGCUUCAAUCAACCCUAAUGUCUCAUCUUCAUCUUCGUCUCCAAAAUUUGGCGGGAGCAACUUCAAGAGAGUCAGCCGCACAGAGGACAGCAGUCCCUGUCCGAUCCCCGGCCUGGCAGCAGACAUCCUGCACAUGCGAGUGAAAGAAGGAAGCAAGAUCCGCAAUUUGCUGCGGUUUGCAACAGCUCGCAUGCAAGGAGAGGGAAAAGAUGGCAAUGGGACAUCACUGAGACAGGUGGUCUUCACUGGCUCAGGCAGAGGAGUCACCAAGACCAUCACCUGUGUGGAGAUUCUAAAACGUAAAGUGGGAGGGCUCCACCAGGUGUCCAAGCUCCACUACAGGACUAUAAACGAGGUCUGGGAGAGUCCACAACAGGGAUCUCCAGAUAUAACCAUGCAGAAGACAGUCCCUGCUAUCUGUAUCCUGCUCUCUAAAGACCCUCUGGAUCCCCAGGAACCUGGAUAUCAACCCCCCCAAACUCCCACAGAGGAUGCAGAGAGACGGAGAGCUCUGCUCAGGCCAGCUCAGAGUCCCUCCUCACAGCACACAGCAAAGAGAGUCUGCCCGGAUGACUGGACUGUAUGUUCUACAAAGUCUGAAUGCAUCAUGUGA
Messenger RNA from Morone saxatilis (striped sea-bass), 921 nucleotides. Its product is annotated as ribonuclease P protein subunit p25-like protein. The coding region runs from base 241 to 921 and encodes 226 amino acids. Gene Ontology annotation, biological process: tRNA 5'-leader removal. The record is from RefSeq and is a predicted model, not a curated record. Gene Ontology annotation, molecular function: RNA binding. Gene Ontology annotation, cellular component: ribonuclease MRP complex. NCBI's taxonomy places the organism in Eukaryota, Metazoa, Chordata, Actinopteri, Moronidae. The transcript has a single exon.